This is a messenger RNA of Musca vetustissima, 948 nucleotides long. It is a transcript of the gene Wdr82, whose product is annotated as WD repeat-containing protein 82. NCBI's taxonomy places the organism in Eukaryota, Metazoa, Arthropoda, Insecta, Diptera, Muscidae. Gene Ontology annotation, molecular function: protein binding; chromatin binding. The transcript has a single exon. Gene Ontology annotation, cellular component: Set1C/COMPASS complex. The coding region runs from base 1 to 948 and encodes 315 amino acids. The record is from RefSeq and is a predicted model, not a curated record.
AUGAAACUAAUAGAUCCUGUAGUAAGAAGUUUCAAAGUUGCGAAAGUGUUCAGGGAGAAUACAGACAAAAUCAAUGCUAUUGAUUUUUCACCAAAUGGAGAACAUUUAAUAUCUUGCAGUGAGGAUGACCAAAUUGUCAUAUAUGACUGUGAAAAAGGGACUCAAUCGAGAACAGUGAACUCUAAGAAAUAUGGUGUGGACCUAAUACAUUUUACACACGCUAAUAACACUGCAAUACAUAGUUCCACAAAAGUAGAUGAUACAAUAAGGUAUCUAAGUCUGCAUGACAACAAAUAUUUACGAUAUUUUCCUGGUCAUACAAAGAAAGUAAUAUCGCUCUGCAUAUCUCCAGUUGAGGAUACGUUUUUGUCCGGAUCUUUGGACAAAACUUUACGUUUGUGGGAUCUUCGUUCGCCAAAUUGUCAAGGAUUGAUGCACCUUUCAGGAAGGCCCGUAGCUGCGUACGAUCCAGAGGGUUUAAUUUUUGCUGCCGGUGUAAACUCAGAAAGUAUUAAACUAUAUGAUUUAAGAUCAUUUGACAAGGGUCCAUUUGUUACAUUCAAAUUAAAUCAAGAAAAAGAAUGUGACUGGACCGGCUUGAAGUUUUCCAGAGAUGGAAAGACCAUACUUAUUAGCACCAAUGGUUCCAUAAUAAGAUUGAUUGAUGCAUUCCAUGGAACUCCACUUCAGACUUUCACAGGUUACCCCAACACAAAAGGAAUCCCAAUUGAAGCCAGUUUCAGCCCAGACUCUCAAUUCAUAUUUUCCGGAAGUACUGAUGGCCGUGUUCAUGUGUGGAAUGCUGAUACAGGCUACAAGGUUUGCGUCUUGAAUGGUGAUCAUCCUGGGCCAGUUCAGUGUGUUCAGUUUAAUCCGAAAUACAUGCUAUUGGCUUCAGCUUGUACAAAUAUGGCUUUUUGGCUGCCCACAUCCGAAGAAGGACUUUAA